Seminavis robusta is the source of this 813-nucleotide messenger RNA. The record is from the annotation of a GenBank genome assembly. Lineage: Eukaryota; Bacillariophyta; Bacillariophyceae; Naviculales; Naviculaceae.
AUGAUGAACUUGUCCACUCUUCCCCUUACCUUCCUGAACGCCAUUGUCCCCACUUUGGUUGUGGCUGUCUCAGUUCACCGUUGGGUUCUGCGUAAAGAGUUUCCGGUCCAUCAAAAAGGCGCCAUUCUCAUUUCUGGCACAUCCUCUGGGAUUGGACGGGCCACUUGUGAGUGGUUGGCUGGCCAAGCAAUACCCACAAAUUACUUUCUAUGCUGGCGUUUGCCAAAUGUCAAGCAAGUCAUCCUAGUAGAUAUUACCAACCAACACCAUGCCGAUGCUGUGAUUGAACAAAUCAAAGUUGACCAGGUGCCUCUGAUUGCUCUUGUCAACAAUCCAGGGCUCGAUGACAUCAGCACAUUUGAAUUCAUGGGUGUUUACACAAUUCGGAAAAUCAUGGAAGUCAACGUAAUGGCAACCUACAUGCUAACUCAGGCAGCACUUCCAAUAAUUCAACAAAACAAAGGCAGAAUCAUUACAGUGAGUUCUGCCCCAGGACUUCUUCCAGGUGGACGUCUUCUGGCAGCAUACCAAGGCUCCAAGCAUGCCCUUGAAGCCAUGUUUGAUGCAUUGAGGGUAGAAGUAGCACCCCAUGAUGUUUCGAUGAGUCUCAUUGAACCGGGGUUCUUCUUGCAAAGCAACAGUGCGGAGCCUAGCACUGAAUUGGCCACAACUACUGGAAGCAUGGAAGCAACAUGCCAAAACAUCCAAGAUGCCAUUUUUGAAAAGUAUCCCAAACCUCGCUACCUGACCUCAAGAGUGGGAGCUUUGCCAUCAUGGCUAGCUGCCAGGGUGGUGAAUGUUUUGCCCGCUUAA